AUGAGCCACCCCGAUUAUCCUACUGAACCCCGUGUUGGAAGACAGAAUCAAGUCUAUGAUCACAAUGAUAUUCGACAAAUCUCGGGUAGCAUUGCUGUAGAUCCCAAAACGAAUAAAGUAUUGAUUAUUUCAAGCAGUAAAUAUGAAAAUGUGUGGGUUUUGCCAAAAGGUGGUUGGGAAAAUGACGAAACUCGAGAAGAAGCAGCGAAAAGAGAGACAUAUGAAGAAGGAGGUGUAAAAGGUGUUGUGAAAGGAUUUGUGGGAAGUUUUGUAGAUUACGAUUAUAUGGGAAACCCAAAAAGCCAUGUGUGGUUUUAUGAAUUAGAGGUCCAACAUAUUUACGAGCGUUGGCCAGAGGAGGACUUUAGACAAAGAAAAUGGUGUGCUUUUGAAGAAGCUAUGCAGUUGCUUCGUUUUAAACCCUACAUGCAAAAGGCACUUUUAGCAUCCACCUUUGGACAAGAGAAUAACAAGAAUAUAGACAAUUAG
This is a messenger RNA of Rhizopus microsporus ATCC 52813, 489 nucleotides long. RefSeq lists its product as uncharacterized. The transcript is spliced from 5 exons. Gene Ontology annotation, cellular component: cytoplasm; nucleus. The record is from RefSeq and is a predicted model, not a curated record. The coding region runs from base 1 to 489 and encodes 162 amino acids. NCBI's taxonomy places the organism in Eukaryota, Fungi, Mucoromycota, Mucoromycetes, Mucorales, Rhizopodaceae. Gene Ontology annotation, molecular function: hydrolase activity.